AGGCUGAGACCGGUGCGCCGCGCGCUAGUGGCCGCUCUUCCGCGGGCUAGCGGGCGGUGGGGGCGCCAGCAGCGCGGAAGGCGGGCACGCGGGCCAUGGCUCCCUGGGCGGAGGCCGAGCACUCGGCGCUGAACCCGCUGCGCGCGGUGUGGCUCACGCUGACCGCCGCCUUCCUGCUGACCCUACUGCUGCAGCUCCUGCCGCCCGGCCUGCUCCCGGGCUGCGCGAUCUUCCAGGACCUGAUCCGCUAUGGGAAAACCAAGUGUGGGGAGCCGUCGCGCCCCGCCGCCUGCCGAGCCUUUGAUGUCCCCAAGAGAUAUUUUUCCCACUUUUAUAUCAUCUCAGUGCUGUGGAAUGGCUUCCUGCUUUGGUGCCUUACUCAAUCUCUGUUCCUGGGAGCACCUUUUCCAAGCUGGCUUCAUGGUUUGCUCAGAAUUCUCGGGGCGGCACAGUUCCAGGGAGGGGAGCUGGCACUGUCUGCAUUCUUAGUGCUAGUAUUUCUGUGGCUGCACAGCUUACGAAGACUCUUCGAGUGCCUCUACGUCAGUGUCUUCUCCAAUGUCAUGAUUCACGUCGUGCAGUACUGUUUUGGACUUGUCUAUUAUGUCCUUGUUGGCCUAACUGUGCUGAGCCAAGUGCCAAUGGAUGGCAGGAAUGCCUACAUAACAGGGAAAAAUCUAUUGAUGCAAGCACGGUGGUUCCAUAUUCUUGGGAUGAUGAUGUUCAUCUGGUCAUCUGCCCAUCAGUAUAAGUGCCAUGUUAUUCUCGGCAAUCUCAGGAAAAAUAAAGCAGGAGUGGUCAUUCACUGUAACCACAGGAUCCCAUUUGGAGACUGGUUUGAAUAUGUUUCUUCCCCUAACUACUUAGCAGAGCUGAUGAUCUACGUUUCCAUGGCCGUCACCUUUGGGUUCCACAACUUAACUUGGUGGCUAGUGGUGACAAAUGUCUUCUUUAAUCAGGCCCUGUCUGCCUUUCUCAGCCACCAAUUCUACAAAAGCAAAUUUGUCUCUUACCCGAAGCAUAGGAAAGCUUUCCUACCAUUUUUGUUUUAAGUUAACCUCAGUCAUGAAGAAUGCAAACCAGGUGAUGGUUUCAAUGCCUAAGGACAGUGAAGUCUGGAGCCCAAAGUACAGUUUCAGCAAAGCUGUUUGAAACUCUCCAUUCCAUUUCUAUACCCCACAAGUUUUCACUGAAUGAGCAUGGCAGUGCCACUCAAGAAAAUGAAUCUCCAAAGUAUCUUCAAAGAAUAAAUACUAAUGGCAGAUCUGCGAUUUCUGGGUCCACUUUCUGAGAUGCUUUCUAAAACCAACCAACUGAUAAAAAGUAGAUGAGACUUCUCCAAGCUGCUUCACAAGCAAACUAACCGAAAAACCGAAAAUAUACAAACAGCUUCACACACACACACACACACACACACACACACACACACACACAAAGGAAGAUCAUCAAUGGCUGCGGUAGCCUAGUAGGAAUGGACUAUAUAAUAAUAUAGCAGGUGCUCAAUAACUGUUUGUUGCAUUUCAGUAAAAGCAGAAUAACCUUUCAAAAUAAUAACAGGCUGGGUGCAAUGGCUCACACCUGUUAAUCCCAGCACUUCGGGAGGCCAAGGUGGGCAGUUCGCUUGGGCCCAAGAGUUCGAGACCAGCCUGGGCAACAUGGUGAAACCCUAUCUCCGUGAAAAAAUAUGAAAAUUAGCCAAGAGUGGUGGCACAUGCCUGUAGUCCCAGAUACUUGGGAGUGGGCUGAGAUGGGAGAAUCGCUUGAGCCCAGGAGGUCAAGGGUACAGUGAGCCGAGGUCAUGCCACUGCACUCCAGCCUGGCCUGGGCAACAGAGCAAGACCCUGUCUCAAAAUAAUAAUAAUAUAUAAUUUUACACCAAAAGUUUCAGGAAAAAACGAGUUUGUUGGAGUUAGUUUAUACUUUCACAUAUCACCACAAAGAUCUCCAGUUAAAUAACUAUCAAUAUCCAUUUCCAUUCAUCUCCCCCUCAAAUCAUAGCCUAACAGAACACUUUGAAAGCUCUUUUAUUUAAUAUUUUUUUACAUCCUUUGAAGGGAGUGCUUCAAAAAUGAAAGCAUCAGAAGAUAAAAUAUUUUUAUAUUUAUGCAUAGCAAGCCUUCGUGAACGGAAGUGACACACUCUGGAUUGAAUAAUACUGUAGCCUCAUUCAUAUGUAGUUAUUCAAAUUGGAUUAAUGUCUGUGUGAGUUUAUUUGAACUAGCAGAAAGUAUCUGAAGAUAUUCAGGAAUAAAGUUUAUACUUAAAAUAGCUUAUGUUAAAGAAAAUACCUGUGAUUAAUUCAGAGGGAAAUAAAUGCAUGGUAUAAAAGAAAACCAAAAACUUAAAAAAUAAUACUAUAGCCUGAGCAACACAUUAAAACUGCACACUUGUGCAGCGUAAGAUUCUCUGGCUUAUUGGCUGAGGUGUUAAGUUUAUUCCUUUUAUGAAGAUGUCCUAUUACAGUCAGCUAAGCACUAAAGCUUUGCAUUUAUAUGUACUUUGCUAUGGGGGAAAGAACCUUAUGAUUAAUAAGACACAUAUCAAAUGCAUAGUCAAUCAUUCCCACCCCCAUCCCUGGAGCUGUAACCCAAAACUGUUAAACUAAGAUUCCUUUGUUUUUUUUGUUUUUUUGAGAUGGAGUCUCACUCUGUCGCCCAGACUGGAGUGCAGUGGUGGGAUCCUGGCUCACUGCAACCUCCGCCUUCUGGGUUCCAGCGAUUCUCCUCUGCCUCAGCCUCCCAAGUAGCUGGGAUUACAGGCACAUGCCACCAUGCCCAGGUAAUUGUUGUAUUUUUAGUAGAGAUAGAGUUUCACCAUGUUGGCCAGGCUGGUCUCAAACUCCUGACCUCAGGUGAUCCACCUGCUUCGGCCUCCCAAAGUGCUGGGAUUACAGGUGUAAGUCACUGCUCCCGGAUGCAUGUCAAGCACAUUGGAAAGUUCUUACAACAAUUCUGAUGGAGGAUUUUCUCUCCCAUCAACCAAACACCACUUAAGAUUAACCUGUGGCUCAGUCUACUUAAAUAAAUGCCAUAUUUAUUUUACUUAUCAUUUAGAAUUUGCCAUUCUCAGGAACAAAACUUUUUGUACAUUGGAAAUGGAAAACAUUGCAGUUUGGUCUUAAUUUCCACAUGAAUAUCAAGUGUAAUUUUUAAUAAAUUAUUUGGAGAAAAAUGUAUUUUAUUUUAGCAUGCAAUUUUAUGCCCAGGUUAGACUAGAGAUUUGGCUGAUGUUCUGGAAUCUCAUUGUACUCUUAAGUAAAAUAACGAGCAUCCCAUGACGCACCCUGUCAGGGGUUGUGAGAAAGCUGCAGUGUCCAGUUUCCCACCCCUGUUUCCUGCUGUCUCUCUCCCACUCAUCCCUGUUUCUUACUCAUCCCUUUUCCUUCUUUGCCCAAACAUCAUAUUUCUAGGCAAAGAUAAGAGAGGAGAUAGUGAUGUCCUGAAAGGGGUUCAGAACAACGUAGCAUGGCCUUUGGUGAAAGCGUCACCGAUGGGAAAUAAUUGAGAAUUGUGCAGUGCUUGCAGCGUCAGAAUCAGCACUGUUUUUUGUGUUGGUGAAAAUAUUCCAUGUGCGUAAAGGGAGAGCAUCAGGGACUUUGCAAAUUCUUCACAAGGACCCAGAAAUAGCUUAAAGAUUCAUGGUUUUCCUGUUGGCUUAAAUAGCCUUAAUCUUUCAUUUUCUACUACCAUUAAGUCGGGGAAAUGACAUUGAACUACCUCAUUAGCAGCCUUCCCUUGAUUAACUACUGACUAAAAGUGUGCUGAAAAUGGCCUUUGUUUUUGUGAAGCUCAUCCUAUACACUAACAUUUGCUUAACCAUGGAUUAUUUUGUCUCUACAAAGCUGUGCCCUGUAUUCGAUUUUUACUUCAAUGAGUGGUUAUUGCUAGAAUUCCUACAAAAAAAAAAAAAACCGUUGCAGAUAUUUUUGUAUGUAGCUUAAUAGAUAUUUAGUUUAAGGAGACUGCAACAUUUGCAUAAGGUGCCUAAAAACUCAAGAACCAUUGAUAAGUGAGAUCACUCAAAAUGAGCUGAUAUAUUAAAGAAGACCUUAAAACAGUAAA
Molecule: messenger RNA, 4061 nt
Organism: Homo sapiens (human)
Lineage: Eukaryota; Metazoa; Chordata; Mammalia; Primates; Hominidae
Gene: SRD5A3
Product: steroid 5 alpha-reductase 3
Exons: 5
Coding region: 96-1052 (318 amino acids)
Biological process (GO): dolichol-linked oligosaccharide biosynthetic process; lipid metabolic process; dolichyl monophosphate biosynthetic process
Cellular component (GO): endoplasmic reticulum membrane
Molecular function (GO): 3-oxo-5-alpha-steroid 4-dehydrogenase (NADP+) activity; oxidoreductase activity, acting on the CH-CH group of donors; polyprenal reductase activity
Source: RefSeq, marked reviewed